Messenger RNA from Nerophis lumbriciformis (worm pipefish), 4650 nucleotides. Lineage: Eukaryota; Metazoa; Chordata; Actinopteri; Syngnathiformes; Syngnathidae. The record is from RefSeq and is a predicted model, not a curated record.
AUGCUUCCGCCCUUGGAUGUGGGCAUGCUGGAGAUCCCUGCCGAGCUGUCGGCAAGAUUACGCAUGGCAGCAGGGCAUCAACAUGCAUCUAUAGUGAGAGAGAUUGAACCUCCGCAAGUAAAGGCAACACAUAACCUCACUCUGCCUCCGGAUAUAGACCGAUACCCAUUCUCUCAUUAUGUUCAGUCCAUACUGAAGGAUACAUGGUGCCAACCUAAAGGAACCCCACUCCAAAGAGCACUUACUCCUCUUGAAUCAGACGAUGCCCGCGUCGCACUGGAAAUUUAUAAACUGAUACUGCGGUUUACAGGCGAGUCAGACCUCAGUUUCUCACAGGAGCAGAUGUUGGGAAACUUUAUCAUUGAGAAAGGCCAGGACCGACCCGCCUUGAGGGAUGAGAUCCUGGCCCAGUUGGCUUACCACACAUGGGAGCUGAGUGAAGAGCAGCGUCGUUUGCAAGGCUGGUUGCUGUUGGCCUGUUGCCUCUGUGCCUUCACUCCAUCACCAAACUUGGAAAAACCCUUGUUAAAGUAUAUAUCUGACCAUGGGCCCAUGGAAUACCGUGCACUAUGCCAACACAAACUGCUCAUGUCUAUGCAGCACCAAGCCCCCACUUUUCGUAUGCAUCCCCCAACACAGCUGGAGUGGAUCACCAACAAAAGGAAAGGGACAAUGGUCGUGGAUGUCCACGCAUUCAACGAUGAGAAGCUUACAACUGAAGUGGAGUCCUGGACCACAGGAGAAAAGCUCGCCUCAUGGUUUCUCCAGGCCAGAGGUGUGACAGAGACCACAGACGGAUGGUCUGUGUCUCUUCUGACUGAUGAUCAGUGGUCUGAUUUGGCUGGAUCAGACUUUGUCAUGGAUCUAAUGGCUGGCGCUGAGGCGGAAGUACUGCCACCAGGCACGCCCUCAUCGACCAUUCCUGAUUACCUAUUCAGUGGCCAGGAUGACAGGAUGCUCGAUACAGAUCUUGAAGACUUUAUUCCGCCAGCACCUGUCUUUGAGGCUCCUGGAGUUUUUAAUCCUCAGGAAGGCAGUCAUCGAGAGCUGGACGAAUAUGUUGAUGACUGGUUUGACAUGGACCAGGGACAACUGGACAUGGAAAGAGUAGCUGUGCUUAACCGCAGAAUGAGAGGUGGAGGAGGUAUUGGACCAAUGCAGCCUGGUUUAUAUGGUUCAGGUAUGCCUACUUCAAUGUCAGGAUAUCCUAUGGGAAUGGCAGUCAACCCUGCAAUGCCAAGCUAUGGUACUCCAAUGGCCCCGACUAUGACAGCCAUGCACACAAUGCCAGCCAUGAUGAUGCCUCAGGCUCCUAUACCCUCCAUGGCUGACCCCAUGCAGCUGGCAGCAACACAGCAAGCCCUAAUAAACCAACAGGCACUGAUAAUGGCCCAGCAGAUGACAAUGCAGGCAAUGACUCUUUCCCAGCAGCAAACACAAGAGCAGCAGAGGUUGAGGGAACAGGAAAGGAAGCAGAAAGAACGGCAGCAACCCACGCUCACAUCUUCCCCCCAAACUCAACCGAAACAGCAGCCUAAUCCACCUUUGCCCAAGUCACAGGCUGACAGCACAGAUUUACAUGGUCGAGAUAAUCAGAAGUCUUUCACAGAUAAAAGGAAGUACUUCAACAGUAUUGUAAAGGAAAUCCCUGUGCCUGCAAACAAAACAGAAAGUCCAACUACAGCUGCCAACACGGAACCGACCUCCAACAUUCGGGAAAUCAUCAAAAUGUUCAACAGUCGACCUCCGCCAGAACCCAAAAACUUUGAGCCCGUCAGAGGUCCCGCAAGGCAGUUUGUGAAGAAGGUAGAUCCAAAACAGGAAGCCCUUGCCAAACUGAGACACCAAGCACCACAAUCUCCUCCAGACACUCCGUCCCCACAGUCAUCUCCUUCCACCACUGGCCGUCGUGUUAUCUCCAGUAACAUGAGGCAGAAACAGCGCUCCCUAGAAGAUUUGUUUAGCUCACAGCGCAUUAGACGACCUGAACCAACUCGCCCUGACUCCCCUCCACCUCCUGUACUUCAAAACAUCCCUGAUCCACCAACCAUACUUGCACCAUCUCUUAGUUUAAUGCCAGAGGAUGACAGCAGUCCAUCUCAACUUUUUCGUUAUUCUCCUGGCGUUUACUUCUCUUACAACAUGCCAGCAAAACUCUUCCUGCGCAAAGAGGUGUUUUACCCCAAAGAUACCUUCAACCAACCCUACAUACUGAAUCUUUUAUAUGAACAGAUUAUGAGGGACACCUACUCUAAUAACUGCAUCAGAAUAAGCAGAGAGGAAAGACGGAAGAUGAAAGAUCUGCUAGCUAAUCUCAAUGUGGGAACAAUGAGUACCGUCCAAGAUGACAGCAUAAAGAAAAGGAUUGUCAUUGCUGCUCGGGACAAUUGGGAAAACUACUUUUCACGCCUAUUUCCUGUUAAGUCAGACAGUGGUGACGCCCAGAUUUUAGGGGUGAAUCAUCGUGGAGUUCAUCUCCUAAAGAUAGUCGCAGCAUCUGGCAUGGAUCCAAAACACCUCCGUCUACUUCGAAGUUACAGCUUUGCAGAAUUGCUGUCAGUGGGAUUCUGUGGUACAAACCAAGUGAAGCUGGAGCUGGCAAAUGAAAACCUACAACUGCACUCCUCCAGAUCACCUCAAAUAGUUGCCAUGGUUGAAUUCUUCCUUAAAGAGCUCAUGAAGAACUCUGGCCAUGUAAUUGCCCUCAAGAGCUUUGUAACAGAUGACAAAAGCCUGCUCACCUUCAACAAAGGUGAUGUUAUCAAGUUACUACCAAUGGAGGGACUCCAAACAGGUUGGCUUUUUGGCACAAUGGGAGGACGUUCUGGUCUUUUCCCAGAGGAUCUAACCCAGCCGUCUGCUGCUUUGGAUUACCAUUAUCUCCAGUCGGAUCGAAGAGAUGAUCGGUGGAAAAGCGCUCGGGGGUCGAGAGCUUCCUUUCGACAAAAAGAAACUUUGAUUCCUAUCGUCAAGCAAAUAGAAAACCUGGACACCGAGUCGAAUGGAGAUCUAGAGGUCUCAUCCCGGAGAACAGCACAGACGUCCAUUCGCAGGUCAUUUCAUGAUUUGCAGAGGCCAAACGGUGAUUUAGAGCGGCAAACAGCUGUAUCAACCCAGGAAUCAGUUGAAGAGAGUGAGCUUCAGAUGUCGGCAAUGGCUGAGUUUGCCAUGAAAUACUUCAGACUGGAAAAUGAAACUGGGAAAUCAAGUAGCAGGACUCUUUCUGAAGCAGUUCAUUUCACAAAGGUGCCCCUUCAAGAGUCCCUAAUUCUCUACAACGAUCGUGACAGCAAUGAUUUAUCAGUAGAGUGCUUUAGGAAUGUGAUGCAGUUGAUGGGUGAUACCGCUAUGAAAAAGCACACUACCCGAGCAGACUGCCUGAGUCACAUUCUGCUGCUAGGGAAGGAAAGAGAACUGCUGAGAGAUGAAAUCUACUGUCAGGUUAUCAAGCAAACCACCAACAACCUUACCGAAUCCAGCAGCAAUCUAGGCUGGCGUCUUCUCAGCCUGAUUGCUGGGUUUUUCCCUUGUUCUGAUAAUCUAAAGCCUUACGUUUCACGUCACUUGCUUGAGAUCGCUGUGGACCGUCAACACAUUUACCAAGAGGUGGCAUCUGUGUGUCAGGAUAACCUUCAAAGAGCUUUCAAUUUUGGGGGUCGCCGUAAUAUCCCUUCACAUAUUGAGCUGGAGGCCAUCCUGGCUGGCAAAUCCUCAAGACUCGUUUCUAUCCAGCUGCCAGGAGGGGUGGAAUUCCCUGUCAAGAUACAUAGCUUUACUGUGGCAGCCGAUGUGGUAAGCGAACUCUGCAAAGAAAUGAGCAUCUCAAAUAUCACCGAAAUGAAGGAAUUCUCCAUCUUUGCCAACCGACAGCAAGAUGGUAUGGUGCGCCCUACUCAUUUCAAUGAGUACCUGAUGGACUUUUUGCUGGAUGAUGGCAGCAUUUUCUUGUCACUGAGAAGAGUGAUGUGGCAAAUCCCACUGUGUUUCAAUAAUGACCUAUAUGUGGAUUUUCACUAUCAACAGCUCAAGGAGGAGUAUUUGAAUGGGCUGCUCCGACUCACUGCUGCUGCAGAUGGGCACUCAUCUCUCCACCGGAUCGCAGAGUUGUCUGUCCUGCAACACCUGUCCAAGGGACUGCGAAUGGAGCUCUCAGAGUUGGAAAUAAAGGAAUACUUGCCUGCUCAGGAGGGGAAGGACCUGAAUAUGGAUGAGAUCAACUCUUUAUGUUCGAUCAAAAUCGCCACCAUGGAAUCUCUCAGCCCACUUGAUGCAAAAAUACAAUUCAUCGUGUUUCUGAGUGGUGAAGAGAUGUUUGGCUCCAAAAAUUACUUGGCCCAGAAAGUCAGUCGACGUGGACUUCCUUCCCCCUGCAUUGUUAGUGUCAGUCAAGAUGGACUGCUAUUUAUUCACCCCAAAACACAGGAGAAAGUAUUCCAAAUUCCUCUCAUAGAUGUUCAGACUAUACGGACCGUCCGACCCAGCAAACCAGGAAAGGUGCCAUCGAUGGACAUCACUUAUGGCAUAUUGAGUCAGUCCCAAAAGAUAACAAUUCAUCUCAAACAGGCCAAAGAGCUGUGUCACAUCCUUGCUAUGAUCAUGGAAGAGAUGAUCCGUCCCUCUGUCAACAGCUCCAUCGCUAAUCAUUUGUAG